This is a messenger RNA of Oldenlandia corymbosa var. corymbosa, 312 nucleotides long. The record is from the annotation of a GenBank genome assembly. NCBI's taxonomy places the organism in Eukaryota, Viridiplantae, Streptophyta, Magnoliopsida, Gentianales, Rubiaceae.
AUGCUGGUGACGGAGGUGGUAACGGAUACUAAGGAUGACUCUGUAGAGGUACUUCUGAGAGAGGAACCUCGCAAAGAGUUAAGAAUAGUACACCAUCACUGUGCAGCCUCAUUGAGGGGAACCAACAAAAGAUUAUACACCAAUCUAAGAAAAACUAUGUUAUCCCUGAUACUAAGGAGGACUGUUGGACAGUCCCCUCAGGGGAUAGUCAAUAAAACUACCAAUUUGGUUGGAGACAUGGGUAGGUUGCGUACAAUGAGAGGUUCUGAAGAGAGUCAGCCUUUUGAUCCUGGAGAUUGCUCCCAUGAGUAG